Molecule: messenger RNA, 1759 nt
Organism: Eutrema salsugineum
Lineage: Eukaryota; Viridiplantae; Streptophyta; Magnoliopsida; Brassicales; Brassicaceae
Product: RHOMBOID-like protein 9, chloroplastic
Exons: 7
Coding region: 142-1512 (456 amino acids)
Cellular component (GO): membrane
Molecular function (GO): serine-type endopeptidase activity
Source: RefSeq, a predicted model, not a curated record
UUCCAAAACCGUAAUUUUCAUUUCCUAAAGACACUCACUUAUCGUCCUAAUCCUCCUCGCAGCCACAAUCUUCAUCUUAAGGUCUGAGCAAAGUGCAAAAGAUAGGAUCAGGUUCUUCUUACAAGAUUCCGAGCUUUUAUAAUGGCGCUGUUUCCUCUUCACCACGAAUUCCCCUGUAAAGAUCAUAUUUUUCAUAGUGGAACUUCGACUAGACAAAGCAAAGGAGAGCUGUUGUUUGAUUCGAAUGGUUCAAGGCGUUUUUCUUCCGGCAGGACCUUCUUCUUCCCAAGUCCGGCUUUUGACGUGUUAAUGAAGGCAGAGGUUAUUAGCAGUAAACAUAGAACAAUGGCUGAAGCUACUUCUCUGGGGAGGGAUUGUAGGGUGAAGAGUCAUAUAAGAUCGAUCCCGUAUUGUCUUUCAUCAAGAAGGAAUCUAUGCUUGGUUAGAGCGUCAUCAGAGAACAAGAUGAUAAAAAAGAGACUUAAGAUGUUAGAUACUUACUUUGGGAAACUUCAAAGCGACGAUGAGAAGCCUUCUGUCUCCACGGGAGAUGAAAUCGAUCGUAAAGCUGAACUCAAUGCAGAGGAAGAGUUGGAAUCUUUGAGCGUUUAUCUUGAUAAACUCCAAAAGGAUGCGAAGUUUAAAGAAGGCGGUUCAGUAGCAAGCAAAAUGAGAAAGACUGAUAUCAAAAGUAAUAAUAGUCCUUUUCAGCAGCUCGAGGAUGAUAAUGAUCAAUCAGAAGAUACAUUGAACUUCUAUGCUGUGAGCAUAUUAGCAUCCAUAAAUGUCGGAGUGUGUCUAUUUGAAGCUGCAAGUCCCAUUAGGAACAACGAUAUGGGACUGUUAUCACUGCCGCUUUUGUAUGGAGCAAAGAUAAACGAUCUAAUCGUGGCUGGACAAUGGUGGAGGCUGGUCACACCCAUGUUUCUGCAUUCUGGAAUCCCUCAUGUAGCACUUAGCUCGUGGGCUCUGCUGACUUUUGGACCAAAAGUUUGCCGUGACUAUGGGAUAUUCACAUUUUGUCUCAUUUACAUACUCGGAGGAGUGUCUGGUAACUUCAUGAGCUUUCUUCAUACACCAGAUCCUACAGUUGGAGGAACUGGACCAGCAUUUGCAUUAAUAGGAGCUUGGCUUGUCGACCAAAAUCAGAACAAAGAGAUGAUCAAAAGAGAUGAAUACGAAGAUCUGUUUCAAAAGGCCAUUAUAAUGGCAGGACUUGGUCUAAUCUUAAGCCAUUUCGGUCCAAUAGAUGACUGGACAAAUCUAGGAGCACUUGUAGCAGGGAUCGUGUACGGGUUCUUCACUUGUCCUGUGUUUCAACUUGGAAGAGGGAGUGAGAGACAAGAAGGGAUUGUGACGGUUGGACCAGAGAAACAGAACAAUGGUGAUCCGUGUAAAUCAUUUCUUGUGUUCAUAGUCUUUGUCGCUGUUCUUGUGACUUGUGUGGUGCUUCUUGGUGAUGGACCGUUGGACUUCCCUACGUACGACGAUGUUGUCUACUCUCUCAUUUAGUGUGUCAUCAUCGUCAAGACAUCAACUGGUUAAGGAACUUGUGUGUGUUUAUGUAGUGGAAAGCUCAAUUUGAAUAUUGGUGGACGAGAGUUCUUUUGUUUGGGGUAUAGCAAAGAUGAGAAAAACAUGUUUUGGCUAUGUCAAGUUUUUAUUUUUGGUCGAUCAUCAACUAUUUUGGUGUAAUUAUGUUGAAAUCUCAAGCUUUUUGUGUAACCAUGUCUCAGUGUAUACUACUUGUGUCACUUUA